Didymodactylos carnosus is the source of this 564-nucleotide messenger RNA. The record is from the annotation of a GenBank genome assembly. Lineage: Eukaryota; Metazoa; Rotifera; Eurotatoria; Philodinida; Philodinidae.
AUGUUUAGUUCCCUUCCAGAAGCAGGCAGUAAUCGAGAUGGAUAUCCAAAGUCUACGUUUUCAAAUAUGAUAUCAGUCGAAAAUUACCAGUCAUCAGACAAAUUAUCUGAUGGUGAAAAGCAGCGUGUGGCUGUUGCUCGAGCUUUAAUUUCAAAAUGUAAAGUAUUAUCAGGCGAUGAAGUUACAUCUGCUUUGGAUAACCAAACAGAAAGAAAUCUUCUAGUGACACUUCAAAAAGCAAAAGUAGAAUUAGGUCUGACAAUUGUUGUUAUUGCACAUCGUUUGUCAACGGUUAUCAAUGCAGAUAAUAUUGUCUGUAUGGAACAUGGGCGUGGAAUUGUUGAACAAGGUACACACGCACAAUUAAUAGAAAACAAUGGUUUAUAUAAACAAUUUUAUAUGGCACAAAAAAUGAAAGAAACUCUACAUCAAGGUCCGACGAAUGAAAAAUCUACCUGUCGCCGUUCAAGAUAUCGUCAUAUCGAAUGUAAAAUGGGUCGUCGUAUUUCCCACGCAGUAGAGGGAGGGACAGAGUCAUAUGCUGAAAUUUUUGGUUCGUUCUAA